AGAAGAAUCAAAACCAGAUGAUAGCAUUUAUGCCUCUGAGCUUUUACCAAAGGAGAGUUCUGGACCAGUGGCUCUUUCUUUCAGAAGAGCAAAACAGUUGAUUUCCUUGUAUACCAUGGCUCAAAAUCCAAACAUGACCCACUUGGAGCUAGGUGAAGUGGUUGCGCUUCCUCCCCUCUGGAUAAGGUGUGACGGUUCUGAUCCUGAACAUACCUAUUGGCUUGGAGCUGAGCCUCUCAAAGCUGGAAACAAAAUCACAGGGAUCAAUUUGUAUAUGGUUACAUGUGAUGGUCCUACAGCUGAUAAAACCUGUUUUGCAAACCUGGAAGAGCUCAAAAUGGAACAUAAAAUAAAUCAUCAUUCAUCUGUUGUGACAACAAAAGGAUUUGCUCAGUAUGAACUUAUCAGAGCUGCUGCAAUUGAGGACACAACUGUAGAAUCUGAAAGCAGUAUCUGUGUUGAUAUUACAUGGAAUACUGUAGAUAAGAUUCUGGAGACACCCCCACUAAUUUCGGCUGCCACACUGAAUAUUGGCCUGGAGUCUGGGGACCCCAGAAGUCCUGUGUAUCAGCUAUACAGGGAACUGCAGUUUCUCCUUGGUUUGGCUGAAGGUUUGAAGACGGGUGUGACCGAGUGGCCUGAACUGUUAGAGUCUGAACCUGCUUUUGAACUGGUCCAGGAAUUUCUGACUGAUUUAAAGAAGCAGCUGGAUGGAUAUUGUGUGUCUGGAAACAAGGAUGGAACGGAGAAAAUCAGAUGCGACACAGAGGCAGUGGACAGUUCAAUGAAAUCAAUCUUCAGUGAGCGAGGAGACCUGGAUUUUGCUGAACAAUUAUGGUGCAAAAUGAAAAGUGUCUGUUCCUAUCAGGAGUUGGUAAUGUGUUUCACACUGAUCCUAAAAUCCCUGGAACGUGGUGAGAUACAGCCCUGGAUUCAUCACGGGAGUAGCAGUUUGCUGAGUAAAUUGAUUCAACAGUCUUACCAUGGAAAGAUAGAGGCCGUUGCCCUCACUGGCAUCACUCCGAUUCAAAUGCUUUUGGAGAUUGGUUUGGAUAAGAUGAAGAAGGAUUAUGUCAGUUAUUUCAUAGGCCAGGAACUUGCAACAUUGACCUACUUGGAUUACUUCAUUUCCACGUCGGUGGAUUUACAAGAGCAAGUUCAUCGUGUUCAAAAGCUUCACCAUAUGUUGGAAAUAAUGGUCAGCUGUACAGUCCUACUUCAGUUCAAACACGAGAACCUCUUCCCUUUGACACAAAUCUGCAUGAAGUAUUAUAGGGAAAACCCUCUAGAUGAGAAGCAUGUGUUUCAACUCCCCAUCAGAUCAGCUCUCGUCAACAAGUUCUAUCAAGAUGAUCACCCAAAAGUAUGGAAGGUGGACAUAAGUAGCGGGCAUGGACCGAAGGAGGUUAAAACAACAUGGCAAGUUACUACUAAUCCUCUGGUUGAACAUAUGACAUCAAACAAUACAGGUCUCUUGUCCGAUUCCACGGUUGCUGGAAGCAGCGAAGAAAGCAUGUAUUUUAUUACAGUGGUUAAGUGCAGUCAGGUGCAGUUCACAUAAAUGCAAGUUUCUCUGCAGGCAGGCACUUGAAAGGUACAGUAAAGGGGAAAGCUCAGUCUUAUCUGUGUCCCAACAGUAUUUUUAGAAACACUCUGUGAUUUGAAGAACCGUACAUCUUACUGAGUUACUUGCUUUAGUGUGCUCCAAGUGUGGCUGACAUACAUGGUCUUAAUUCUUGUGUUCGCACCCAGUUUGUUAUAAAUGUUGUGCAAUGAUGACUGUACAGCAUAAUGAUUUUGAAAAUGUAGUGGGUAUUUUUGUUCUUAUCUUUACGAACAUUCAAUAAAGCGCUGCACUUUGGGGGUUUAAA
This is a messenger RNA of Strigops habroptila (Kakapo), 1871 nucleotides long. It is a transcript of the gene ZWILCH, whose product is annotated as zwilch kinetochore protein. The coding region runs from base 116 to 1561 and encodes 481 amino acids. The transcript has 15 exons. Gene Ontology annotation, cellular component: RZZ complex. Gene Ontology annotation, biological process: mitotic spindle assembly checkpoint signaling; protein localization to kinetochore. NCBI's taxonomy places the organism in Eukaryota, Metazoa, Chordata, Aves, Psittaciformes, Psittacidae. The record is from RefSeq and is a predicted model, not a curated record.